This is a messenger RNA of Meloidogyne enterolobii, 2088 nucleotides long. The record is from the annotation of a GenBank genome assembly. Lineage: Eukaryota; Metazoa; Nematoda; Chromadorea; Rhabditida; Meloidogynidae.
UUCAAAACAAUCUCAGGGAGUUGUGGUUUGUUCUAGAUUUCUUUUACUUUGCUAGAUUUAUUUUACGCCGAGAAAAUCUUUUUAGGUCAUUGUUUGAUUUUAUUUAUCCUGGACUUCUUGGUUCCUUGAAAGAAUUUAUUGAAAAAUUUUCAAUACCAAUAACCCAGGGUGGUUAUGCAAACGCAACGUCAAUACAAGUCAAAACUGCUUAUAAAUGUGCCUGUAUUCUUAGAGAUGCUAUCAGUCCCUAUCUUUUAAGACGGAUGAAAAAGGAUGUUCAAAUGAUCCUUCAGCUACCAGAAAAAACUGAACAGAUUUUGUUUUGCGAUAUAACUUCUGAGCAACGGAAUUUAUAUCAGGAAUAUAUAACAUCCAAACCUUGUCAAGAUCUGAUAAACGGGCAAAACAUGGCGUUUGCUGCGUUAAUGCAUCUACGAAAGCUUUGUAAUCAUCCUGAUUUAGUAACUGGAGGUCCAAACAAAUAUGGUGAUUUAGAAGACGACAAGAAUCCUGAACAUGAAUAUGGUUCAUAUCAAAGGAGUGGAAAAAUGAUAGUUGUCAAAACUCUCCUUCGACUUUGGUCUCAACAGCAACAAAAGGUUCUUCUUUUUUCCCAAAGCCGCCAAAUGCUUACAAUACUUGAAGGAUUUAUGUCACGAGAGAAUUAUAAAUACCUUAGGAUGGAUGGCACUACUCCAAUAGGAAAACGACAGGAUCUUGUAAACGAAUUCAACACGGAUAAAGAUAUUUUUACUUUUCUUCUAACUACAAAAGUUGGUGGCUUAGGCAUAAAUUUAACAGGUGCCAAUCGAGUUUUAAUUUAUGACCCAGAUUGGAAUCCUUCUACGGACGCACAGGCCCGAGAGAGGGCAUGGCGAAUAGGACAACAAAGAGCAGUUACAGUUUAUAGACUCUUAACGAGCGGUACAAUCGAAGAGAAAAUCUACCAAAGGCAAAUAUUCAAACAUUUUCUGGCGAAUCGUGUCCUUGUUAAUCCUAAACAACAAAGAUUUUUCAAAACAAACGAUUUGCAUGAACUUUUUACAUUGGGUUCUUCAAAAAGCGACAGGAAAUACGGCACUGAAACUGAGGCUGUUUUCAAUUCAGCUUCGUCUUCUGUAACUAGGGCAACUUCUAAACAAAGUGCAAAGGAUUCGAAAAGUUAUAAAAACAACGCAAUAAAUUCAACAAGCGAUGGAAAGGUGAUUGAGGCUUCUAGUUCAAAGGAUGGUGAAUUGAAUGAAGAAACCAGAGAAAAAAUUCGUUUAUUGGCAAAAAAAUAUGCAAGAAAUUUUGGUAAUGGAAAGCGUGAAAUCCAAAAAAAGAAAUCAAGUGAUCUUUUCGAUGGUCAAAUCAUAGUUCCAAUGUUGAAAAAACAGCAAGUUGUUUCAAAAUUGAAAGCAGAAGAGAGUGAAAAUUUUUGCAGCAAAGAGCAGGAUGAUUAUGUUCUGGGAAAAUUACUUAGGAAAAGCAAAUGCGGAGUUAAUUCUACAUUGAUGCAUGAUGAAAUUAUUCAAACGAGUUCAACAGUUGAUAUACAACUAAUUGAGGAUGAAGCAAAUGCUGUUGCAAAAAGGGCAGCAAAUGUGUUGAAACGUAGUAGAACAAUGCAUUCAGCGUUUCUUGAAAAUAUAUCAGAAUUUGGGAUUGCCCCGAGAUCGAAAAAAUCACUUUUUGGGCAAAAGCGAGCUCCUGAAUAUUCUGAUAUUAAUAACGUCACAAAUGGCGUUACUGAGCAUCAUAAUCAACAAGCUGAGGAUGAUGGACAUGAUAAUCCUUUUGGAGGAACUUCAAUUCUAGACGAGUGUAAGGAAGUUAGUGGCGCUGAUUUGCUGCGUUCUAUCCGACUCAGGAAAGAAAAACAAUUAGAUAUAAAUGAGAAUUGUAACGACGAGGAUGACGAAUCAGAUGUUUUUUGUUUCAAUAUUUGAAGCUAAAUUAGAUAUUUAGGAAUAUCCAUCAUUUCCAAAAACGCAGACUCAAUCAACGUUUAAUGAUAAGAAUGAGAAGUUAGCUGCAGAGCUCCGUAACUUUUUAGCAGUAAAUAAUGGUCGCGCAAGUACAAAUGAAAUUCUCUCACGGUUUAAG